GUAUCACGUCUAUAUCUCUUCCGGGAUCCCGUGAUCAAGUAUCUUCACCAGCUAGACAUUCUUUGAUCCACAAUAUCACGUACUGUGGGAGAAGCGCUGCUGUGUAAAUUCAGUACUUGCCUAUCUUUGCCUCUCCACUGCCAUGAGUUCUAUGCGAAGUCGUGUCGUUUCCCACGACAUUGCUGCCGUGGAUUUGUCGGCGGCUGAAUUGUCUGCGUCUUCUUUGUGGCACCAUGGCGUUCUUCACUCUAUUUCCCCUUCUUCUCUUCAACAGCCUCGUUGCGGGAGAGCUGUUCAACCACACCAUCGAUGAUACGCUCGGGGAUGAGCUGACUGGGUUCCAAGUAGAAUAUAGUCCGGCUAGUCAACCUUCGAACGUGAGCGAACUCGUGUGGAAGAACGCCUCCCAUUGCAGCGAUUGCUCCGUUGUGCCGGACAAUUCAUUGGCGAUGAACGGCACAUGGACUGGGGUGACAUACUAUCCGUCUCUGAGAAAUACGACUGCUCGGCUUACAUUCCAUGGCUCUGCGAUCUACGUUUACCUGAUCAUUUCCAACUAUCCAAAGAGCACAGGAUUUGUGAGCGAUGCGAUAUGUGAUUUGCGUAUGGACGGAGAAGUCGUAGGAAGCUAUAGCCAUGAUUCUGACGGGACAUACCAGUUUGAGUACGAUGUUCUGGCGUAUAGCAAUGCAUCUUUGAGCGACGAAGAUCACACGCUGCUUAUAGAGACUACGGGGACGAAGCCGUCAUACAUUAUUUUCGAUUAUGUUGUUUAUACGAACACUCGGUCGUCUAUCCUGCUACCAAGCUUGUCCACACAACAAGAUUCAGUUACUUCGAGUGAAUCUUUUUCACCGUCAUCAGGAGCUCCUUCCGCUCUUUCUUUGGCCACCACAUCCUCCUCGAGCUUAGCCAAAACCUUCGGAGGCGCCAUUGCAGUAGGGGUAUUGGCAUUGGUCAUUUUGGCGGGAUCACUGGCAUUUUACCUUCGCCGGCGACGCCGAAGGCCAACCGGACCAGCAACUCCAUCGAUGAUGGCGCAUCCCAGCGAUUUCUUCCAUCCAUCUAAUCAGAUGCCACAGCGGCCUACAGCCGUAUUCCAUUACGACGCCGAGUCAUCCACCGACACGUUAACAACUCAGGUUCCUGCUCCAGCGGCCCAUAGACGAGAGAUUCGUGGGGAAUUAGGCCAUUUUUGAAUAUGAGAUCGUCUGCUAAUCCAGACACGCGCCAUCGGCUGAAGAUGAGUUUGAAUCAUAUACUGAAGGAAAUUGGCGGUUGAAUGCGUGGAGACA
Messenger RNA from Desarmillaria tabescens, 1295 nucleotides. RefSeq lists its product as uncharacterized. The record is from RefSeq and is a predicted model, not a curated record. Lineage: Eukaryota; Fungi; Basidiomycota; Agaricomycetes; Agaricales; Physalacriaceae. Bases 234 to 1199 code for a protein of 321 amino acids. The transcript has 3 exons.